Messenger RNA from Spodoptera littoralis (African cotton leafworm), 683 nucleotides. The record is from the annotation of a GenBank genome assembly. NCBI's taxonomy places the organism in Eukaryota, Metazoa, Arthropoda, Insecta, Lepidoptera, Noctuidae.
AUGUUCACCAAAGUAGUCGCAUUCUUCGGUUUGGUGGCUGUGGCUGCGGCCGCGGACCUCAGCGUGGGCAAAGAGGGCGGACAAUUAAUAUUCGACAAGAAUGUCACCGCCAGCCCUGCCAUCUGGAAACAAGUGCAGAACCUCACCGUGAACGCGACCGACGACGCCCUCAUCACACGAGUGGUUGUCAUUGACAACAGGCCGGAGAAGGACGGAGAAGCCAAAGUAGUCGAUGGAGGUGUAGGACACAACAACAUCACCAUCGAGCUGAAGAGCCCCACUGUGUUCAGAGGAUUCGACUUCACAGUGAAAGUGUUCACGAACGAAGGAGCCGUGCAGGUCCCGCAACAUCCAGUUUCUGUUGGAGCUAAUACCCAAGUGCCUGUUACAAAGGAUGUGCAAAAACCUCAGGAACCUAAAAACGAUGGUGACCUCAUGAUUGGAGGCCCAGCGUCGACACCCAGUACUACCGAAGCACAUAAGGACGGCCAAGUCGAAGUGACCCCAGCUGUAGUGGGCCAGGAACAGGCAAGACCGAGCCGUGACACUCAGGAUCAGAAGCCAAAGGAGGUCAAGGGCCAGACCACCAUCUCUACACCCACUGAGCCGGCAGUUGUAGCAACUAAAGACGUGCAAGACAAGGAACACCACGACCAAGCAGUGUUGAAGAAUAUGGACCCUAG